GUCUACCUCUGACACAGCGGUUAAAUGAAGCAGUCAGCUGAGCUCACCUGUCAUCGACCGUUUCCUUUUCUCAAGUUUGACCGGAAGUGUGUUGUUGCUUAGAAACCAGGUUGUGACCUUCAAGGGGAGUUUUUAAUAAGCUUAGACAUAAGCAACAAAAACCAGCAUAGGUUAUACCUUUUGUUAAUCGUCGAGUUUGCGGAUUUUCAUUAAUAAAUAUGUCAAAGCGGGAUCCCUAUUCCUCCCCAAAGUUUGAGAAUGACUUCACUCUCAGCGGCCUCAGACCACAGCAGGUCAGUUUUUCCACUGUUCACCAUAGAGACUGUUGACUUGGUAAACUUAACGUCAAGCUAAGGGUUAGGCAGAAAUGUAGACUAUUUCAGAACACAGGUUUAACCCUGUCGGUUAUUUUAAAAAAUGGAACUAAAACGUUUUUAUAGAGCAGCUGAUUCGGAACAGCAGUCCAAUAAAAUCCUGUUAUUCAUAUUAUAUGAAAUAGUCCUGUGUUUUAGCAUCGACUAACAGACAAAAUCGACAUUCUGUGUAUUUUAGACCUUAAGAUAAAAUGAUAAAAUGUGGACAAAAGAUAAAAUGUAGUUAAAUACUCAUCCUAUGAAUACAGGGGCCCCGGGGUCCUUGGACCUUUACUUAUGUAUUCCUGUUCUUUGGAUCAAUACAGCCCUAAAACAGCACAUUUCCAUAUUUAUAUAUUUAUAUAUUUAUGAAGUGCAACUAAAGAACUUCACAAAUCAAAGUAUCUAAUCAUACGUUUUGUUAGGUGGUUGCUAUUCAGCAUUUAAUACAAACAACAUUUUUUAUUUCAAUUGAACAUCUAAAAAACAGAUACAGUAAUAUAAUACAAAAGCUUUUGGAUGAAGGAUGAUUUAAGAUCGCACCUAGGGGUGACUCGUCUCUUAUUUUACAUUGCUUGCAAAUAAAUGUCAUACUUCAAGAAAAGGAUAAACUUAGUAUACAAAACUUCUGAAUUAGCAUAUACUUAGCUCUUAAACAACUUUCAUGCCUUGUUUGAACUCGUCUUUUUUUGGGCUUGGCAUUUUUAUUGCACAUCUACAAUUACUUGAGCAAUCAAAUUAAAUUCCAGCGUGUAAUUAAAAAGUCUAAUAACUUAUUUAAGUCAACAUUGCUGGUGAAUGAUAUCAAAUAACAUUGAGUUUGUGUCAAUCAUGCAAUGUUACCUCAGGCAACAAUCAAUCAUGCAGUAAUUUCAAUGUAAAUUUUAAAUCUCUUAUUUUGCAGAGGAGGGCGUAUAACAAACCGACUCAUCUCGCCCAAACAGAGGAACCAUGGAGCCGCCUUUAUGACACAGCCACUUCAGCCAGUACCAGGCGCAGUAUCACGUGUGACAUGAGUCAGGUAACAAUGAUGAAGCAGGAUUUGACCUUCACUGAUAAAACUAAGAAAAUAUUCCAGGACAAAUUAAAGAAAUAGCUUUUUUUUUUUCUAAAAUUCAGGGUCCAAAUGACAGCCUGGAUUUCCAGCUGAAGUCUAUUUACAAUCACCACAAAGACCUGUUCCUCCAAAAGAACCAGAUAUUGUUCCAGAGAGAGACUUUCUCUAAGAAGGAGAGGUGGGUUUUUUCUGGUCUGGCAGGAAAACUUUACUGUUCUAGCAGCAGCAUUUUAAGAGUCUAGAAUCAACACUGAUUGUGUGUCCUUUUUGUGUUAAUUUACAGGAAACAGGAAAAGUUAAUGCAAGAAAACAACAUUAGGGUGUGGGUCGAUCCACAAAGGUGUUCAAUUUACAGCAUCAAAUGAAGCACAGGUGGGGUUUAUGAAUAUCAUGAUCCUCAAGCAUUGCAGCAAAUGGCUGUGGUGAAAUCUGCAGAAAUAAACCUGGCACUGUUAAUGAAAUACCAUUGUUUCAUGGUGGGUGCAGGCUUUCCUCAAAUUUUAACACAAAACCUUUUUUUUUUCCAUCAACAGGUGUUUCAAACAAGCAGCACAGCGGGAAGAGAGCUUGUCAGUCAACAUGAGACUUUCUGUGCUGCUGUCUCUACAACCAACAACACAGCUUGUGAAUAAACGACUUUCUAAAGUGCA
Messenger RNA from Xyrichtys novacula (pearly razorfish), 2060 nucleotides. The record is from the annotation of a GenBank genome assembly. NCBI's taxonomy places the organism in Eukaryota, Metazoa, Chordata, Actinopteri, Labriformes, Labridae.